Selaginella moellendorffii is the source of this 1572-nucleotide messenger RNA. RefSeq names its product nuclear factor related to kappa-B-binding protein. The record is from RefSeq and is a predicted model, not a curated record. Bases 248 to 1534 code for a protein of 428 amino acids. Lineage: Eukaryota; Viridiplantae; Streptophyta; Lycopodiopsida; Selaginellales; Selaginellaceae. Gene Ontology annotation, cellular component: Ino80 complex. The transcript is spliced from 11 exons.
ACGGAGGUCUGGGUUUCGAUUCCCGGGGCGAGCGCGAUGGCGUCAAGAGCUCCUCCGCGGCUAUGGCGAUGGCGACUACAUCCGGCCCUGUCUUUAAAGUUAGAGACACGUGUCUCUAAUGGGGCUGUGUCCUUAGAUUUUAGGGCAAGGCGAGAGCGUGAUGGCGGCAAUGGUGCCUGGCAGUGCUUUGCGGGGGCGAUUGGUGAUUGCACUCACAAUUGUGAAUUAAAAAGCCUCCAGGAGCGUCAUGGACGAUUAUUCUAUGGUACCUCAUGUACCACUGGAGUGGAAUUCAUCGCAUCAACAAGUCGUGGCAAAACAAUCACUAGUUGGUCUAUCAUGGAGCUCAUUAGCAGCAUCCUCCCGCGUGGAAAAAGCUAAAAGGCUGCACAAAUAUCUCGCUGAUGUGGUUGAAGUUCCGGACGAAGUUUUUGCGCUAGAGAAUCUUCAUCAAGUUCUUUCUAUUGAGACAUGGAACUCCUGUCUUUCAGAUCUAGAAAAGGAGCACCUGUGCGGAUUGCUGCCCCAGGGGUGUGACAUCGAGAAAGCCAUCACGGCUUUGCUGGCUGGCGAAAAUGUGAACUUUGGAAAUCCCUUGACGUCAUGGGGCGAGCUGGCUUGCAGCAGAGCUAUGCAUCCCGACGUAGUUGUUUUAACACAAGCGCGGAUUCACAACGAACGAAAGAACUACCGUGUAUCUUUGCGAAAGUUUCAUCAAACAAUGAUUCAAAACCUUCAGCAGCUCAAAACUUUGUGGAAGGCUUGCAAAACCCAGGAAAACAUUUGUGCAGAAACUCAGAGGUGGAUAAGAGCAAGGAAGCCAGCGUCCUUGUUACUACAAAAUUCACACCUUGUGAAUGGUGACAAUCUAAGCGACAUAACAGAUGAAGCUUACUUGAGGCAGCGAUUAAAAAGGCGACGGAGCCUUGUGCCAGAGUCUGCUGUAGAAAGAGCGAACGCUGCUGUCGAAUUAGCUAUGAACGAAUGGUAUAAGGCUGUGGAUGGCUCGAGCACUGAACUACGAACAAUAAUGGUAACACGAAAGCAAUUCAUCGAGAUAGCGAAUAGGAAAUCAACUGGCGCGGACCUUCGUCUUGACACUCUAAAAGACGUGCUUGGCUGCUCGACAAGAUUGCAAACGAGUGACGAGCACUUCAAGAGUUACUGGCACUCUCUCGCUCGCAAAGAUUUGCCUGAGGUUCAUAAAGCUUUCAUGAAUAGAGUCUCAGGGAGAAAAGAACUGGCGACAUUGGUAGCCAAACAAUGCAUGCAUCGAUAUCCCAAAUCCGAGAAAAAAAAUUCAGGGGCUGUGAUGGCGAGGCCCAAAGCCUUGUCUCUCCUUCCAACAGUAUCAUCAACAAGAUUUCUUCCGGAGCGAUGUAAUGCUAAUGGUAAACUAGACACCACCAGUGUAAAUUCUCAGAGCUUGCUUUACUACCAAAGAGUUGGAGUUCCAUCCGAGGACGACGAGCUUGCUUCCAUCCAGGAACUAUGGAGUUACAAUUGUUUGCAGGACGCUCCCAUUCAUUUGUAAUAAAAGGAUCCAAUAUAUUUUUUCCUCUUGUGUGAUCA